GGUGCGGACAUCACACAACACCAUGGCUACUCCACGGUCUGCAGCAACUGCAGAGUCUCUUGCGACUUUAGCAGAUGCAGUCAACCAGACGCUUGUUGAUACUGGACGUUUCUUCAAAAGCUCCGGUUCUUUACAAAGCCGCGCACAGCUCAAGGCAUCCAUUCCCGCGUCAUAUCAGAGAUUUCAAACCGCUUUGGACACAUUGACUGAGCAAAUAUUUAUUGCAAAGGCGUUUUUGGAAAAGGAUUAUGAGAAUGCGACUGCGAAGAGACUGGCGCCAAAGCCGGAGGCCAAACAAGAACCAGCACGCAUCUCUGCUCCUGCGCCUCCACCAUCAGAAGAUAUCCUUAUGUCUGAGGCACCGCUUCCGACUGUAGGCGAACAGGUUAAAGAGACUGUUGAGAAACUAGAGCACACCGAGAAACCUAUCAAGACAGAGCCUGCAACUUUGCCAGACUCUGGACUUUUUACUGAACAACAAGAACAUAACGCGGAACCUGUUACUACAACGGAACCGACUAUUGCUCCAAAAGUGGAGGAAGUAACCGAAAAAGGCAAUCAACCGCCCGUCAGUAUGGGCGACGAGAUGAACUUUGACCAGAUGCUGGCCACUACCGGCCAGCCACCAAAUGAUUUUGAUCUAAACUUCAACUUCGCCAACGACGCGAUAGGAGACCAGAAUUUCCUUGCAGGGGCAGAUUUUGGCAACGCGAAUACUACAAUGAGCGGAGAAACGAACAAUGACAACGGCGCAAACGCCAUAAGCUCGCUGCUUCCAGGACUCGAGAGCUACGAUACGGACAAUAAUGCUGGCGAUAAUUUCAAUUUUGAUCUACCGAAACUCGGGGAUAACCAAGGAAACGGCGUCCAGGAUGAUUUGAUGGCACCUGGUGAAUCCAGCUUUGACGAUCUGUUCAUGGAGAAGGAUAAUCUAGAGGGGGAUGAGAAUUUACUUGCAGGUAACUUGAUGGAUUUGGGCGAGCUGGACGAUUCCUGGCUCAAUUAGGAAGAAUGACAGGAACUCCAACAACAUGUUAGCCGCAGAAUGAUGUCAAAAAGAAUCAAGAGUGUAGCAUAAAGCACAUGGCAAUUCGUCUUUUCCGAUCCGCCUCUAAUCAU
Molecule: messenger RNA, 1119 nt
Organism: Talaromyces stipitatus ATCC 10500
Lineage: Eukaryota; Fungi; Ascomycota; Eurotiomycetes; Eurotiales; Trichocomaceae
Exons: 3
Coding region: 23-1006 (327 amino acids)
Source: RefSeq, a predicted model, not a curated record